Molecule: messenger RNA, 2441 nt
Organism: Contarinia nasturtii (swede midge)
Lineage: Eukaryota; Metazoa; Arthropoda; Insecta; Diptera; Cecidomyiidae
Exons: 5
Coding region: 337-2103 (588 amino acids)
Source: RefSeq, a predicted model, not a curated record
CUCAUAUUGACGCGUGCAUUCUUCAUUGCAAACAUCCAAAAAUUGAAUUCCGCACAUCACAGCAUAGUUGGAGAGGUUUAGUGCUAAAUAAUACACAUAAAUUUUCAAUUUUCGUUUGGUUUCGUUUCGUCAUUUUGUUCACGUUAAUUGUUAAAUCAUAAAUACAGUGCACUGUCGGCUAGCUUGAUUUCUGUUUUGUUAUCCCGAAUUCAUUUGUUUAUUUGAUGUUAGUAAUUUGCGUUUCUUUUCAAAACCGGCAACGAGCGUAUCGACGAUAAACUAACACCAUACAAGAUCAUAUUUUCCGUUCAGACAUAACACUGGAGUUCGAACAAAAUGUCCAGAAAAUUAUUCAUUUGGAACGAUAGAAAAUGGAGACUAAUUAAUGCAGAGGACGAGUACGAUAAAGUCAAUUUUUUCAUCAUCAAGAUAUUGUUCGUACGAUGGAAGAUGACCCCCGUUGCAAAUGACGAACUCAAUGCCGUUAGAAUCGAGCUCAAUAAAAAAAUUGGCGAAGCAUUUGCACAAUUUGGCAAAAUUGAAGUGGUUCAAACGGUAUGCAAUUGUUCACCAACCGAUCAUGAUGUAUAUGUCACAUUUGAACGCAGCGAAGAUGCGUACAAAGCGUUCAUGCACAAUCGUUUUAAGCAAAAGGUGUCAAACGACUUGGAUUAUGUGAUGCCAAUAGAUACAUGGAAAAUUUCGACGCGACAAACUAAAUUGGAAGAAGUGAAUGCAUUGUCCAAACGAAUUACUGACGUUGAUAAUGAGAAUCCACAAUGCAUAUUCAGAAUUGACAUAACCGGUCGAUUUUUGCUUAAAUUUUUCCGUUCAUUGCUUCGCCUUUGUGCAUUUUCAAUAGAGGGAUUGGAUUUGGCAUACAAAUUAGCGCCUGGCGAUGAAGACUAUGAAGAAUCCUCUUCAUUGGAGUUUUUUCCUGUGGGAGAGGCGAUCAAGGAGGUAGAGAGAGAUGAAAAAGAUGAUGAAGACACCGACGAUGAAACCGAUGCAUCGGAAUGCUCUGUCGAAACAGUCGUCCCCCAAAAUCCCGAACCUGAUGAUUAUUUUGACAUGGAAAUUGAAACAGACAUAUAUGGUGAUGAAUAUGAUGCUAACAUGGAGGACGGAUAUUAUUGUUUGGAAGAUUACGAAUUUGAAAAGAACAUCGCCGAAAUUGUGUGCAACAAAGUUGGUCCAAAAUUUAAAACGUUGACAAUUCGACACGAGUACAUAACACCAUGCAUGUUGGCAUCUUUUGUGCCUGUUUUGCAAAUGUUGCAUACAUUUAAUAUUCAUACGGAGUACAAUGGCAAUCUGUUCUUUGUGUUGCCCGCUUAUUGUCCGCAAGUUAGAAGUUUUCACUUGAAUGGAAUUGAUAUGGAUGGAGAUUUCAACGAAGCGCCCGUUUUAAAAUGGCCAACAUUGCAUGAACUCUAUCUAUGCACAAGCGAUUCCGAUGUUAAAUUUCUUGAAAAAUUUCGAAAAUUCAUUGAACUAAACGACCAACUGGAAGCCUUGCAAGUUGAAUGUGAUCUUGAUAUUCCGACAAUUCAAACCAUCGGCAGAACAUUGAAGAACUUAACGACGUUGGCACUGAUUCGGCGCACGUUUGAAGGAUUGAAUGGCCUACUUGACUCUGUGGUCGGUUUAAGCGAAUUACGUGGCCUUAAAUUAUCGGUGUUGAAAGUUGAAAGGCAUCAUUUGAAUGCUUUAGGAAAAUGUGCUAAACGUCUGUGUCGAAUGCCAAACAUGCAAUUAAAUACAAUUUUUUUGAAUUGUGAAACGGAAACUGAUGAAAAAGAAAAAUUCAAAAAUCUUGAAGAAUUCUCUAUAUCACAUCAUUACAAUUGCAAAUGUCAUGGAACAGAGCGUAUUGUCAUUUUUCAGAAUAAAUGUGUGAAAGUUCCAUUUGACAGUAACGUUUUAGUCUUGAUUGUCAACACAAAAAAACCUAUAAAAACUGCAGACAGAAAACUUGAAGCCGAUAUUAUGGCUGCAUUCCGAAAAACAACCAAAUUCUUCCCAAACACCGUCGAAUACCUUGAAAUGGAGUCCAAAAACAACUACAUCUACAUUCAAGUUGGCAGCGAUAAACCAGAGUAAAAGAUCCGUUGAAUUUAUUAUUUAUCCAAUAAUUUUUCAUAAUUUUUUUUUUAUUUUGUUUGUCUCUGAACGUGCAUAAAAAUCAACAGUGAAUAUACUUUGGUAAAAAAAGUGUCACUAACAUUUAUUCGUACAUUAACAUUUUUCUCGUCUUCACAUAUUUUUUUUCGUCAAAUAAUUUAUUGUAGAGAGAUUUUCGUAUUAUGAACAUUCCACCCAAUACAACUAAAUAUUAUUGAUAAAUUUUAGAAAAUUGUCAAAAACAAAAAAAAAUCCAGUAAAAUCAAAAAUUAAAAAUGAUUCUUUUAGCAACUAACACAGAGGCAAAGUUUUGCUGU